CAAACCCAAAUCUAGGUUCUCUUGUAAACUUCAUCUUCUUCCUCAUAUUCUUUCCCUGCUCAUCCUUCUUCCUUCUUCUUCUUAUUCUUUCUCUCUCUUUUUUUCUCUCUUCUCCUUUCUUCUUCCUCUCUCAAACCCAGAUCUGGGUUUUAGAAAAGCUGCUCCCUUCUUCGGCUUGCUUUUGGAAACGACAUUGAUGUCCUCACUCGGUGAUGCUUGCUUUCCAUCAAAUCAAACUCCAAUAAACAAUCCAUAAAAUUCAUUGACCUGCUCUGUAUAACCGGACCUGGACUUUUCCCUAUCAGAACCCAGUUCUUCUUCGACAAUGACUCCAACCCCAUUAGCCGCGCCACCACUCUUGGAUUAGCAUUAGCACUAGCCACAACCUGGAGUUGGAUCUUACCCUCAUCAACAAACUCAAUUGCCUCAUCCAACUCAACAAACUCGAUUACCUCCUCCGCGACCCCUUAUUCCCGUCCCUUGCCUGUCUAUGAAGAUUGCUAGUCUAAAGAGGCCACGUCCACCCUCAUCAACACCUAAGGAUGCCUGUGGCCGCCUAGGUUCAGCGUCGGUGGACGAUGGGUAUUUUAGAAGAAAUUAUUCGGCCCUUGCUGUAGCUAUAGCUGUAGCAACAGUAGAGAGUGAAGAGGAAGAAGUAGGUGAAAGCGAGGGAAAGGAAAGUGAUCAAGGUGAAAGGGAAGAGAAGGAGGGUAUAGAUCUGGUUUUGUUCUUUUGCUUAUUGUGUGUUUUCUAUGUGUAUUUUCUGAGUUGAUUAAGUGGUUUUCAUAUUGAUUAUUUUCGAGAUUAGAUCUACAGUUGGCUUGUAUGUGAUUUGGCUCGAAUUGCUUUUUUUCUAGAAAUUCUUUACUCUUUUUAAUCUAUGUUCCUUUCUAUUAGUUGGCUUUGUUGACUCAAUGUACUCCAAAAGGGGGGUGAAUUGGAAUUCCAAAAAUUCUUCCCUUUUUGCAAUCACAAAGCCAAAAUUAAAGAGAGUAGAAAAGAAGAGCUUGCUCAAUGAUUUAUAAAGGUUCAGUCCAACC
Molecule: messenger RNA, 1040 nt
Organism: Rubroshorea leprosula
Lineage: Eukaryota; Viridiplantae; Streptophyta; Magnoliopsida; Malvales; Dipterocarpaceae
Source: the annotation of a GenBank genome assembly